CUUUCCAUCCAGGUUUCUGUACAGACGUUGAGGCAUCAUCCUCCCUGCGUUUGUCUGCGGGCGUUUUUUGCGGGGGAACGGAUCUGCAGGAUUGAGCUGAGGCACUUGUUUUUGGGGGGAGGACCUCUAGUAUGAGAACUUCCAUUCCAGCUCUUUUGAUUUAUUUCAUUCUCACAUUUGAUCAUUUUCUUCAUUUUGACCAUCCGACCUCAUUGUUUCGCCCUCAUUUUUCUGCUGCUGUCACCCACAGUUUGUUGCUCACCACCACCAGCAUCAGCUGAAAGGGGAAUAUCUCACCAUUCCACCACCAGCCAUCCUCGUACUUUUCUCUGCCGCUGCUCUGGAUUUUGGCGUGCAUUGCUGGACAAUAACGCAGAGGGAUUUAUAUUUGUAUUGAUUUCCAUCUAAAGCCUGGCGCACAGCGGACACCACCACUUUUUCUCUCUGAGGGAUGUAUAACAGAGGGUUGAAACCUUGCGCCCUGAACAGGGGAGAAUAUUAACGCAGAGUGCGUUGAAUGAACUACUGCCGUGCGCCUUUGGCUUUCGGAGCAGGUCUCUGACCUGGAGAUGCUCUGAUCGGGGUUUUUGGUUCGUGCGCAUCCCCACUGGAUCGGGAUAUAAGGUGAAGAAAUUUCGGUCGGCUCUCUCUGGAGCGCUUGUCUUCUGAUUUCUUUUUGAAUGGACAUACACAGUCGGGGUUUUUUUUGAGACGGAUUGUGCACCCAACCCGGAGGCGCGCAGACUAACCAUGGGGGACUCGAUGUGGAGAUAUUAUUUCGGAGUGUUGUUUAUUGCCUUCAAAGUGGACUUGUGCCGGGCGCUCAUCCUGGAGUCCAUCUACUGGAACACAACAAACACCAAAUUCGUGCCAGGCCAAGGUGUGGUAUUGUACCCCCAGAUUGGGGAUAAAUUGGACAUUGUGUGCCCUCGUGUGGAUGGUGGGAUCAGCGAUGGUGUGGAGUAUUACAAGGUGUACAUGGUGCCCAGGGAGCAGCUGGAGAGCUGCACCAUCACCAAGGCUGACACACCACUCCUCAACUGCGUUAAGCCUGACCAGGAUGUCAAGUUCACCCUCAAGUUUCAGGAGUUCAGCCCCAAUCUGUGGGGACUGGAGUUCUUUAGAGGGAAAGACUACUACAUCAUCUCAACAUCUAAUGGCACCAUGGAGGGCAUCGACAACCAGGAAGGGGGAGUGUGCAAGACCAAGUCCAUGAAGAUAAUCAUGAAAGUGGGACAAAAUCCCUCUGACCCUAUUUCACCCAAAGACAACCCUACCAGAGUACCGUACCCUCCCAAGCACUCAGAUGGCAAGGAGAUUUACAACCCUAAUGACGUUCUGGAGAAACCAGAUGUAGCGUCCAGAGAAAGCAACGAUAACAACGGAAACGGUGGAAAGUCCUCCAGUGUAAUCGACUCUGAGGUAGCCAUCUUUAUUGGCAUUGCCUCAGGUAGCGUCAUCUUUAUCAUCAUCAUCAUCAUGCUGGUCUUGCUGCUGCUCAAGUACCGGCGGCGGCACCGCAAACACUCCCCGCAGCAUGCGGCCACAUUGUCUCUAAGUACCCUGGCCACACCUAAACGGAGUGGAGGUGGUGGAAACAAUAACGGCUCAGAACCCAGCGACAUCAUCAUUCCGCUCAGGACUGCUGACAGCGUCUUCUGCCCGCACUAUGAGAAGGUCAGCGGCGACUAUGGACACCCAGUAUACAUAGUUCAGGAGAUGCCGCCUCAGAGCCCGGCCAAUAUCUAUUAUAAAGUCUGAGGUGAAACUUUUAAAAGCGGGAACUGGAACAAUCCACGGGCAGAGCGGGUUUUUGGUUUCGGCAGGCACCGCUGGCACACCCGCCAACGAACACUCUCGCUCUUUGUCUCUCUGUCUCUCUCACUCUGGCAACUCCUACCCCUCUUCUCUCAUGUUUUGUCACUAUUUUUUUCCCUCAAAGUUUUGCUCGUACCCUGUCACUGGUUCAGUCACAAUCGGUGUGGACAGGAUGAGUGGAGGGCAGGAGAGAAGGCUGCUGUUGCCACUGCUGCUGUUCUCUGAGACUUUUGGGAUAUAGAGAGGAUGAUCUCUUCUUUCCCCACUGGGGCACCAUUUUUUAUUUUUUUAUUUUUGUGCACUGCAGCCCACAUUCUGGAGGAGUUUUUGUGGGAUCAGGAAGUUAGACAGAUGCACAGCGUGUUUUUUUUUUUUUUUUUUUUUUUAGCCUUUGGGACAGAUAGGCAUAUAUAUAUGGAAAAGAGACAAAAAAUGAGGAGGAGAGUUAAUGGAGGGUGUGGGCUGAGCAAGAACUCACAAAAUGGCUGCCUUCCCUGAAAGCCAGAGAGACUGUGUGAAUUUAUCAGCUGGACCAGGAAGAGGGAGAGAGAUUCUUACAUGGACUUCUCUGGAGAGACUUACAGCGAUCACCCAUUCACUCUACCACCCACAUGCUCACCCUCACAAACACACACAUUCACCCACAUGCACAGACACACUGUCUCACUGGUCAAUGUGAACUGUUUGGGUUUAAGUGUGGAUCACACCACUCAUACUCAUUCCCAGAUAUGUUUUUAAAUCACACCUCUCAGAUGUUACUUGAAGGUUUUAGGGGGAAAAAAAAACAGAUUCCCCUUUGUUGUAAACAUUUAUUGGUCUUGUUUUUGGUCAUAUCUGGUUUUAUUCUCCUGGUAUAGUCCUGAUAGAGGUUUUAUAUUCAUUUAGAGACAUUGUCAUACGUGGUGUUCAAAUACAAGUGACUCCACAGUGGCUAGGAGAGGCAAGAGCAUGAAAAACACUAUCUCUUUGUGAGAGGGUUCAAAAAUGACGUCAGGUCUGCCCAGUUGGAUUCUGGGAAGAGUGGAGGACUUUCAUAUUACAUAGUGCAGCACUUUUAACUCCCCUUUUAUUCUUUGGUACCUCCACUUUCCACAGCGGUCCACUGAGAGACACAGUUAUAUGUAGAGAUUGGAGAGCAGCUGUAUCCCGACAGAUUUAGUAGCGAGGGCUCGCCUCUAGAACCUGGGCUUUCCACAUAGGAAAGCUUUAGGGGCAAUAAGAAAUCCAGUUCGCCUUACUGCCAUUUUUUGCGCAUCAGGUGAAAUAGAGGCCUGAGAUCUAGUUGAGGUUAGCAUAGCUGGCUGAAAUGGUUCUAGGUACUGUAACGCUCACCCAUAGGGGUCCAGUGAUGAUGAAGGUUGCCCUAGGGGCCCAAACUCAGCGUGACCGGUGCUCUCCUAUUCUUGUUAUUAAAUAAAGCACAGGGACAUCUACUUACAUUGUGACUGCUUCUCAGUCUCCAUUAGCAUUUCCAUGUUGUAAGUUUUUGAUUUACUUCUUUCUUUUCUUUUUUCCUUUUACUAAAUAGAUGUACAUUUAAAAAAAAUGACAUUAAAAGAUGAAAAAUUAAAAAAAAACAAAAGCAGAAUUUAUUUAUGAUAGACACACAGAGCACAGGUGUAGUCAGGCGGCAUGGAGAAGAAGAAGAAGAAGAAGUAAUGUUAAUAUAUUAUGGUAUAAGUGCACAUUAUGCAAUUUAGGUUUUUGAUUAUUUCAUAACUCUUGACCCACUGAGUCCUGUAUUUUCAUGAGCUCGGUCCUGAGGAGGACGACCGGGAAGGCAGUGAGGGGAGUAGAGUUAUCAGACCCAAAAUAGCUCACAUUGGUGUACACAAGGGCAGAGUAGCUGUGUCUCACACACACUCAGUGUAGCAUCUCCCAAAGGAUAACUCCCAUGAACACCCAGUGCGCCCAAUUCUCCUCAUACAUAACCUUCAUAUUCCCUGUGCACGUUUGUGUGUAUGUAUGUAUGUGUUUGUGUGUGUGUUUGUGUGUGUGUGUGUGUGUGUGCGUGUCUGUGUGUGUGUGUGUGCAUUUCAGUGACUUCAUCUUCAUUUAUAUCUUUGGCUUAGGAUCCUUAUUGUGAUUUAGGCCUUUCCCCAAGCAUAUAUCAGCCCAUCGUAAACAUCCUCAUUUGUUCAUGAAGAACAUCAAAUUUCACCGAAAAGCCAAGCCUUGUAUGAUCUGAGGUUUGUGCCUCUGCGAGGCUACAAGAUCUGCAAAUAUGCAAUUCUUAUUUAUUUUUUUAAUCAAUUCUGAGAAAAAAAAAACACCUAUGGAAAGUGUUCUUAACCACUGAAAGAUGUAACAACAAACCAACAACACAAAUCUAGCAAAAUUCGUUACACAAGCCUGCUGUUAGAUUUUAUUUUCUGCAUUUUUUUGUAGUAUUAUUUUAACCUUUUCUGUUUUGACUAUGUGCCGUAGUACAAGGUAAACUGUGAAAAGUCAAACCAUUGAAAAGCAUAUGUAACACACCUAAACAGGUAUGAAGAAAAGGUAAAAAGAAAAAAAAAUCACACAGAGAUACAACAGAGAAAAUGGCUGUUUAGUUGCUGUCGGUGGCAGAAUAUGACAAUCUUAUUAGUUUUUUUGAAUCUGAUGUCCUUUUCUUAGCUGCCACUUGACUAAUGCUCUCCCAACAUUGACCGGGUUUGUUAUGACCUGUUCGGAAAUGUGGUAGCGAUGCUGUGAGAGCCUUAGCACACGGGCUAGGAGAAGCACCUCAGGCUACUGUAAAAUGCCUUGCUCGUAUGGUCAGCCCUUGGUCACUUGACUCAGUAAUUUUGCACCGUACUUCUGUAGGUAAGAAACUGUAAAUACAUUAAUGUUUGUAUUGUAUAUGGAUCCUGGGUUGUUACAAUAGCCUUAUUCACCUUUUUAGGAAAGUAAAUGGGGAAAAAAGAACAGAAAAAAUGGAAUACACUUCAGUAAAACAGAGCAUACUACUUUUUGGUAAAUAGCUUAUGUAAAUAUUGACCAGAACCCAAUAAAACAUUUUUUAUAAACUCUUAAAGUAAGAUGUUUUGUAUAAAAUUUGAAUUUUUUGCUAUGUAUUUUAGCUAGCGCUCGAUGGAAAGCCUGUGUCCUCCCCACUCCCUCCCCUUUUGCACUGUUUCCAUGGUAAUUUGGUUUAAAAAAAGAGAAAAGUUGCCAAACCGACUGCUGCAUAUUUGUGCCAUAACUGUGUACCAUAAAUAUUUAUUGAAUUAGUUUCUUUUUCUUUUUUCUUUUUUUUCGUUCUGUGUUCAGUUGUCCUUGAUUUUAUUUCAGCCCAGUUUGUGAGUAACGCAGUAUUAUAUUUGCAUUAUUUGUUUGUCUAGCCUUGGUUUUCUUUAGUUAUGUCAUGGUUACUGGAUGGCUGUAGCCCACUUCUCCCCUUUCCUUGCAGUAUGAGAUGGCCAGGCUGUGAAAAAAUGGUUUUAACAUUCAAAAAUUUAAAACAAGUUCAAAGUGAGGAUAAAUGACACACAUUCCACCAGUCUGUUACCAACUGAAAAUGUUUUUCAAUAAAAUGUUUUUCCUAUGGA
This is a messenger RNA of Amphiprion ocellaris (clown anemonefish), 5348 nucleotides long. RefSeq names its product ephrin-B2a (gene efnb2a). Bases 751 to 1761 code for a protein of 336 amino acids. The transcript is spliced from 5 exons. Gene Ontology annotation, cellular component: plasma membrane. Lineage: Eukaryota; Metazoa; Chordata; Actinopteri; Pomacentridae. Gene Ontology annotation, molecular function: ephrin receptor binding. The record is from RefSeq and is a predicted model, not a curated record. Gene Ontology annotation, biological process: blood vessel morphogenesis; ephrin receptor signaling pathway; axon guidance.